GGAGGCAGCGUUGACUCCGCAGCGGGUGCAAGAUGCGCUCAGAGAAGGAGGGGGUGGGAGGCUCCGGGGCGGCCGUUGCCGCGCAGGGCCCGAGCGGGAGGGAAAAGGUGUCUGCUGUGGAAGUCCAAUUCCGCCGAGAGUCGCCGCGGCGAGAACCAGAGGUGCCACCAGCCUCGUCCUUCGCCUGUGGGGGCGGUACAAGCAAACCUCGCGAGGAGAAGAAGACCGUCCUGAGCAAGGUGGUGAUCCGGCGGCUGCCUCCCGGCCUCACCAAGGAGCAGCUGGAGGAGCAGCUGCACCCGCUGCCCGCGCACGACUACUUCGAGUUCUUCACGGCCGACUUGAGUCUUUAUCCUCAUCUUUACUCAAGAGCAUACAUUAAUUUUAGAAAUCCUGAUGACAUCCUUCUUUUUAGAGAUCGUUUCGAUGGCUAUAUCUUCAUCGACAGUAAAGGCCUAGAAUAUCCUGCGGUGGUAGAGUUUGCCCCAUUCCAGAAGAUAGCCAAAAAGAAAAUAAAGAAAAAAGAUGUCAAAACUGGAAGCAUUGAAGACGAUCCAGAAUAUAAGAAGUUUUUGGAAACUUACUGUGUGGAGGAAGAGAAACCUAAUGCCAAUCCUGAAACUCUCCUGGGAGACAUAGAGGCAAAGACUAGAGAACUUAUUGCUAGAAGAACCACACCUCUUUUGGAAUAUAUUAGAAAUAGAAAAUUAGAGAAGCAGAGGAUUCGAGAAGAGAAGCGAGAAGAACGAAGAAGAAGGGAGCUGGAGAAGAAGCGUUUACGGGAAGAAGAAAAGAGAAAAAAGAGAGAAGAGGAGAGGUGUAAGAGGAAAGAGGCAGACAGACAGAAGAGAGCUGCUGAGAGAGAAGUAAGGAUUAAGCUUCUUAAGAAACCAGAAAAGGGGGAGGAACCAACUGAAAAGCCAAAAGAAAGAGCAGAGGAAGUGGACAUUGGAGAUGGAAAACGGGAGCCCAGUGCUGGCUGUGCUGUCCUGAAGCCCACGCCCUUUGGGAGCUUGGUGGAGGAGCCCAGGGAAAAGUCACAGAAUGACAGUGAUAAAGAGCAAAGGGAGGUGGAGAGAAGGUUUCGAGAAAAAGAGCCUGAAACACAAAGAUGCCACGUGGACGACAGUAGAAAGCACAGAGCUCCCUGUGAGUUAGACAAGUUUUCAAGGAGAAACGAAGAAGAGCCAAAAUGGGGGAAAGGAGUCCCCCCAGACACAGGGAAGAAGGGGAAACAGGACAGUGGCGUCCCUGUGGAGGCAGCAGAGUGGCCCGGGAGAGAGCACAGGAAUGAAGGCGGCCCAGCACCCAAAGUGGAGCGUCCGGGAAACAAGGACCGGCCAGCCUUGCAGCUGUACCAGCCAGGAGCUCGCAUCCGAGCACGAGAAACUGGUGGGGGAGUCUCCGUGGAGGGCCAUGAUGGGAGCAGGGGCGAGGCUGAAGAUUCGGCGUGGGCUGGUUCUCAGAAGAGUGAAGAGGCAGGGGCUUUGAUCUGGAAACACAAGUGGAGCCAAGAUGGACUGAAGACUCAAGCAUAAGACCUGAAACCAUAAAAUUCCUGGAAAGAAACAUAGAGGAUUCGAUCCUUGUCACCAGUCUUGGCGAUCAUUUUUUGUAUUUGACAUGAAAAGGAAAGACAACAAAAAUAAAAAUAAACAAAUGCAACUACAUUAGGACUAAAAAAAGUUUCACAUGAAAGGAACCCAUUUAUAAAAUGAAAAUGCAGCCCAUGGAGAGAAAAAAAUAUCUUAACACAAGAUACCUAAUAAGGGGUUAAUAUCCAAAAUAUGUGAGGAAUUCAUACAACUCAACAGCAAAAAAACUACAAAAUUACCCAAUAAAAAAGGGGGCAAAAGACCCGAAUAGAUCUUUUUCAAAGAGGACAUCCCAGAUGGCCAACAGGUACAUGAAAAGAUGCGCAACACCAUUGCUCAUCAGAGAAAUACAAAUCAAAACCCCAAGGAAGUACCACCUCACACCUGUCAGAGUAGUUAAAAUCACACAGACAAGAGAGCAAGUCUUGGCAAGGUUGUGAAGGAAGGGGAACCCUUGUGCACCAUUGGUGGGAACGCCAAGUAGUCAAGCCACUACGGUAUGGCAGUGUGGAGAUCCCUCAAGAAAUUAAAAAUAGAACUACCAUAUGAUCCAGCAAUGCCACUGUGGACAUAGGUCCAAAGGGAACAGAAGCACUACCUUAAAGAGAUAUCUGUUCACACGUUUAUCACAGCAUUAUUCACAGUAGCCAAGGUAUGGAAAUAACCUUAGUGUCCACGAUGGAUGGAUGGGUGGAUGGAUGGAUAAAGAAAAUGGAAUAUUAUGUGGCCUCAUAAAAGGAAACCCUGCCAUUUUCAACAAUGUGGAUGAACUUGGAGGGCAUUAUGCUAAAUGAAAUAAGCCAGACAAAAAAGACAAAUACUCCAUAGUGUCACUUACAGGUACAGUGUGGGAAAAAAAAAAAAAGUCCAACUCCUAGAAACCGUAAAAUGGUGGCUGACAGGACUAGUGUGUGAGGGAAAUAGGGAGAGGUUAGUGAAAGUCCUAGGUUAUUCAGUUAUAAGAUUAAGGUCAAGGAUCUUAUGUACGACAUAAUGACUGUUGAUAACACUGUAUUGUAUAACUGGAAUUUGCUAAGAGUAGAAUUUUCUCAUCAAAACGCAAAUAUGUGAAGUGACACAAACUCAUUGUAAUCCUUUCAUAAUGUAUACAUUUUACAAAUCAGUAUGUUGUACACUUUAACUGUUACAGAUCUGUCAGUUUUACCUCAAAGCUGGAAAAUAAGUAGGUAAAAACGUAGUACUCCCUCUGAGAGUUUCCUGAGAUCUGUCCCCAAGGCUUCCCGAAAGUCACUUUGAGAUUACUGAUUUAAAACAAUAAUACAUCUGUAUGAUGGGUUACCUUGGCAUAAAACACUUCCAUAUACACUUCCCAGUUUCGGCUUAGACUCACUUUUAAGAUUGGUUGGGUGGGACAUAGAUGAACUCCCUUUUAUAAACUAGGAAACAGGUUUAGAGAUGUCUAGCACCUGUUGCUGGCAAAGUCAGAAGCUGCUUUCAUAUUUGUAAAGUUUUUAUUAAUAAUUACCCAGAAAAAAAGGUUUCUGAGUUUGCCACAUGUCUAAGAAAUGGUAGAAAUGUUCCUCACAUGGACAUAGCCCAUGGGAGUUGCAGCCUACAUCACGGGGAGGGAAUACAGUGCUCAGUGUGACUGAGGGGCGGUGUGGGGCUGGCCACCUUUUGGUUUGCCUUCUAUAUUUGCCUUGCAAAAUUUUCUUUUUUUUUCUAUUGUUUCUCAUUUUAGAUCCCAGUCUGGUUUUAUUUGGCUAUCUAGUAAUUUUAAUAAUUAUAUUCAAAUGUGAAUAUAGCAAAGCAGAACAUUAACUAUCAGUAUUUUAAUGGAUCUCAGUGUUGCUAGGAAAUUAUAAACAGCAGCUAACUGAAGGAAUUCCUCAAAUCUGACAUGAAUUAGGCACUCUGAAGAAUCUCAUUUACAUCUUUGGAAACAAGUUUUCACUUGCUUGAUAAUAGUGCUUACCGAGUCAUCAUCUCCCACUUCAUGAGUCACGUGACAGUGAGACCCUUGGAGUAAGAUGAGGCAGCUCAUGGGCAACAGGUUUUCUGUACAGAUCUCCACGAGGAAAGCGGGGUGUGUGGCCGUGGCCUGGGGGCACCUCUGGCCGAGUCCUGCACAUGUAGGGGACCCAGCUGGUGAAGAGCAUCCGCUUCUUCACAUCACACUAUGAGAAAGGAUCUUUUAGGUUCGCCUGUCAUGAAAUUCUCACUUGUAUCUGUUUUCUCAACUCUGAUAAAAGGAGAGAGAAUUAUCUACACUUUAAGUAGAUUUGUUUGCUAUUCUGUUCUUCCUAUCUUUAAAAUUAAGGACAUGUCAGAGAUUAAAGUGAAGAAUUAGGUAUUUGAUUUGUUUGACCUGUGUUAAUAGCAAAAAAAAAAAAAAGAAAGAAAAAUGAGAGAAAAUAAGUUUAUUUUCACAACAGUAUUCAGCCAACAGGGUUUUGUUUUGUUUUUUAAAGCAAAUUAGCCUACUUCAAUCCACCAGUUAAUUGCUUCAACCCAGUCCCAGCUAUAGCAAGUUCUAAUGAUAGUAAUUGCUGUAUGAAGAUUCAGUUUUAAAUCUUUAUUUUUAAAAUUUUGUCACUUCAGUGAAGUUUAGAGAAAUGCUGUCUUCUCUGUGUGAGCUUCUGUUGGGCUGCAUUUUGGUGGAAAGCUAACAGCUUCUUGUAAGUGCUUCUCCUUUGUAUCGAAAGCGUGUUUAUCAUGUAAUGUUUAAAAUUUCUCCCCAAAUCCUUCACUGUUACACAUCUAAAGGAAAAAUAGUUACAUUAGUAACUUUGUAUCACAAAAGCAAUAAAAGAUGUCCCGGCAGACUUAAGCAGUCUCUCCCAUAGAGGAAUGGCAUUUUUCAACAAUAAUAGCAUUUUUAGUAGAACAGUUCAAAUUAUUGUCAUGUCAAGGUGCCAAACCGGGAGCCGUGUGCCUACAUACAAUUACCUGCCACACCGCAUGAGGUAGCCAUUUCCUACAUCACUUGACCCUACUUUUCCGAACUGAAAAGCGGAACGACUGAUUUGCCAAAGGGUUCUUGUGCCACUCUGGGCUGUGAGGGCCAAUUAGGAGAUGUUUGGGUACCAAACUGGCAUUUAUUGGAUGUCUUAACAGAUGGUAGAAACCAUGAUAUCCAGACUCAAGCCUUGCUAUGGGCUGAACUUUGUCCCCACAGAGUUCACGUAUUAAAGCCCUAACCCUCCUCCCUCCCCCGUACGAGUGUAUCUGGAGUGAAGAAGUAAUCAGUGUUAAAUGGGCUUAUAAGGAUGGGGCCCUGAUCUGGUAGGAUUAGUGUUCUUGUAAGAGGAGACACCAGAAGGUGCCCGUCUGCAAGCCAGGGAGUCCUCACCGAAAUACCUGGCACCUUGAUCUUGGACUUCUGGCCUCCAGAACUGUGAGAUGAGUAUCUGUGUCUGAAGCUGCCCAUCCAUGGUAUUUUGUUAACAGUGGCUGGAGCUGAGUGAGACAGGCCUGUCCCAGGAAACCUGAGGACUGAGAGGGUGCAGGAAGGAACCCAGGGGUGGCUCCCCUCUCCUGGAUCAUCCAAACAAGAUUUGGUCAUUCCUGUGUUACAAAGAAAAUUCCUCAGGCAAAAGUGCCACAUCAAAACAUAAAGUGGAAAUGUCCUCCAGCUAGCAUGUGAACUCCUAACCCUACAUCCUACAUACAGACCCGCACAAGUACAGACAGUAAGCACACCGGCUGUCCCUAUGCCCUGCUGUAACAGGAGAAAUGGGAAAUGUCUGGCUGGCAGAAUACGGACACUGAAAUGUCCACAGUGUGUUACAAAGUUAGAAUUGCAAGAUGUGCUUUAAGUAGUUAAGCACAUUGGAUGUUUGUGUGUGCUAGAAAAUAUCUGAAAAGAUGUGUACCAAUGUGAAGUAGAGGGUCAGUUGUUCUACAACAAAGGAAGUAAGAAUACUCAGCGGGGAAAAGAAGAUUUCCCCAACGAAUAGUGCUGUGUUCUGGACAGCUGCAGGCAGAAAAAUGAAAUCAGACCACUUUCUUACACCACACACAGAAAUAAACUCCAGACAGAUUAAAGACAUAAAUGUGAGACCUGAGACCGUAAAACUCCUAAACCAUAGGCAUUAAUCUUGUAGAAAUCAGCCUUAGCAACAUAUUGGUGGGUGCUGCAUCUCAGGCAAGGGAAACAAAAGCAAAAAUAAACUCUUGGGAUGACACCAAAAUGAAAAGCUUCUGUACAGCAAAGGAAACCACGAACAAAACAAAAAGGCAACCUAUAGAAUAGAAGAUAGUUGCAAAUGACAUAUCUGAUGAGGGGUUAAUAUCCAAAAUACAUAAAGAUUGUAUCAGUUCUGAGAAAAACAACCAAUCUGAUUAAUAAGUGGGCAGAAGACCUGAGAAGACAUUUUCCCAAAGACAUAGAUGGUCAAAAGGGGGCACCUGGGUGGCUCAGUCUGUUAAGCAUCUGCCUCAUGAUCCGAGGAUCCUUGAAUUGAGCCACACAUCUUGGGCCCCUUGCUCAGCCGGGAGCCUGCUUCUCCCUCUGCCACUCCCCCUGCUUGUGUGCUCUCUCUCUCUCUGACAAAUAAAUAUAAUCUUCAAAAAAAAAAAAAAAAUACGUGAAAAGGUUCACAACAUCACCAAUCAUCAGGGAAAUGCAAAUUAAGACCACAAUGCGAGAUCACACUUCUAUUAAACUUAGUAUUCAGAAUGGGUAGAAUAAAAAAGACAAGAGGUAACAAGUGCUGGAGAGGAUGUGGAGAAGAGGGAACCCUUGUGCACUGCUCUAGUGGGAAUGUAAAUUGGUGCAGCCACUGUGGAAUAUGGUAUAGAAAUUCCUGAGAAAACCAAAAAUGGAAAUACCAUAUAAUUCAGUAAUUCCACUGCUGGUUAUUUUCCCAAAGAAAACAAAAACACUAAUUUGAAAAGAUACAUGUACCCCUGUGUUUAUUGUAGCAUUAUUUACGAUAGCCAAGAUACGGAAGGAGCUUGUGUCCAUCCAUCCAUAAAUGGAUAAAGAUGUUACAUAUAUAUGUGUGUGUGGGCAAGCACACGCGUGUAUAUAUGCAGAUGAUGGAAUAUUAGUCACAAAAAAGGAAUGAAAAAAAAAAAAGGAAUGAGAUCUUGCCAUUUGCGACAGCAUGGAUGGACCUAGAGGGUUUUAUGCUAAGUGAAAUAAAUCAGAACAAAAGCAAUACAAAUGAUUUCACGUCUAUGUACAAUCUAAAAACAAAACAAACAGAAACAGACUCCUAAGUACAGAGAGCAAA
Molecule: messenger RNA, 6796 nt
Organism: Lutra lutra (Eurasian river otter)
Lineage: Eukaryota; Metazoa; Chordata; Mammalia; Carnivora; Mustelidae
Gene: UPF3A
Product: UPF3A regulator of nonsense mediated mRNA decay
Exons: 11
Coding region: 33-1538 (501 amino acids)
Biological process (GO): positive regulation of translation; nuclear-transcribed mRNA catabolic process, nonsense-mediated decay
Cellular component (GO): nucleolus; cytoplasm
Molecular function (GO): telomeric repeat DNA binding
Source: RefSeq, a predicted model, not a curated record